This is a messenger RNA of Microthlaspi erraticum, 333 nucleotides long. Lineage: Eukaryota; Viridiplantae; Streptophyta; Magnoliopsida; Brassicales; Brassicaceae. The record is from the annotation of a GenBank genome assembly.
AUGGUAUAUACAAGGGUUGGUGUUUGGAUACCUCAGUGCCCCCCAAAGAACUGGGAGGCUAGGUCGUGGUCUGGAGAUGGUAGACGGCCAUCAGGAGCACUCCACUCAACUGGGUUCACCUCACUCGAUCGAGCUUGCGGCUCCUCUCCUUCCUCUUCUUCAUCGAAGUGUGUGUGGCUCCCUUGGCCUUGGUGGAGCUGGCUAGCUCGUACUGUCCAUAGGGGUUCCAUCUACUCUGAGGGUGCUCCUGGUAAGGCGUUGGAUCGUACUCAAAUCCCGGAUCUCAAACUGGGCUCCUCCAGGUCAACUCGACCGUCAGCUCGAUCGAGUUGA